Molecule: messenger RNA, 3447 nt
Organism: Diaporthe batatas
Lineage: Eukaryota; Fungi; Ascomycota; Sordariomycetes; Diaporthales; Diaporthaceae
Product: ubiquitin-ubiquitin ligase HUL5
Exons: 3
Coding region: 1-3447 (1148 amino acids)
Biological process (GO): protein polyubiquitination; ubiquitin-dependent protein catabolic process
Molecular function (GO): protein binding; ubiquitin protein ligase activity
Source: RefSeq, a predicted model, not a curated record
AUGUUUCCCACAUUCUCGGGAAACUCUCGGCGGCCGCGAAAUGUCAACAUGAGCGGCCAGAAGAACCUCAACCCUUGGUCGCCCAGCAGCUCCUCCAACGCCUCCAAGACCGUUGCUGACGCCCAGGCCGAACGCAACAAGCGACAGCUCGAGAGGGAGAAGCUCAAGGCCGCACAGUCAAUACAGAAGACAUGGAGGGGCCAUGCUUCGAGGAGACGUCUGAAGGACAAAAGACGCGAGGCCCUCGACGCCCUUUACAACGACUCGUCGCGGACCGACCCCCGAACAAGGGCAGCCGAAGCCCUCCCUCUUGUGCUUGCCGCCCUCGAUCCUCGGAUGCCCGACGACCGCAUGCGACUUGAGCGUUUCUCCCAAGACCUCCUUCAAACUGAUUGCUCCCUUCUCAGAUCCGGGGAGACAGCAAACAGUUCACAAAUAAGGAGGUUAACAAGACAUCUACUCGUCUUCCUGCAGAGCUCUGGCUACAGUCAAGUUUCCCGCUCAAACUUGGAAGUGGUGAUACGAAUCCUCUCCACAAGAUUCGAAUCCGCCCGCGAUAACCUGGACAGCCUCUUCGAAAUCAUCGCCAAUUACUGUCGCAACGAGGAAAUCAGAGAUACCGAGAGCCUCUCGUUACUGGAACAGGCGAUCUUGAUACCUAUAGCCCAGGACCGAGAACGGCAGGCCUCGAAUGCAUUUGCUCUGUGCUUCCUGACUCAACCAAACCUCAAGUUGUUCGAGGGCAAUGUUGGUGGUUUUGCGGAGCGGAUCGACACAGAGAAGGUAUCAUCUGGCAUUCUGGAAGCUUAUACCGCUGGUUGGGCCUCAAAACAGCAGACAGAUUCGAGAUUAUGGCUCUUGGCCCAUUUCAUCGCCCUGGGGAAUGCCACGAGGGACUCCUCGCUCGGACCAUCGUACUUGCAUGCUCUGUACAUCCAGCUCUCCAGCCUGCACAUCGAGUUGAAGAAGUACCACAUUGGACACACAACGACAGAUUCAGCCACUACCAAGAAACGCCUCCCAUCUUUCAUAGAACAGUCUAUCCAGUCUCUGGUUGAGAAGGACGAGAUCACUCAUGUUUUGGAAAGAUUUACAAGCAACUUUGCCGGCUCUUCACAAGAGGAAUCCGACGAGGCCAGCCUGCUUGCGGCAUACAUUCUUACCUUGAUCCGUUGUUUCCCGGCCCUCAGCGACGACAUCCGCAUGAGGCUCUAUCUCGCCGACAUACCCUCAUACCCAAAUUCGGUAAAGUUCUUCUGGAAUGCUAUGGCCCGUACAAAGACCUUUCUGAGUGUCAUGUCGGACGAGCGAGGCAGCACUCUCGAUCUCCUGCAGGGCAAAAAUUCGAAGCAGCUUGCCCCAACCAAGGGCGGUGCGGUGUGGGACCGCGAAUGGAGGACCAUCUUACUUUUCCUCGAACUCUACGUUUUUGUCCUACGGCUCACAGAUGACGAGGACUUCUUUUUCCCACUUGGCCCCGCGAAUGUCCAGACACUCGAGGUGUCCCGCUUGCGACAGUGUAUGCUUGACUUGGAGGAGCUCAAAAGCUUGACGCUGUUCCUGAGGAAUCUUUCUUUUACGCUGUACUACAACGCAAAUGACCUGCGUCAGCAUGCCUCGAGACACACCUCGCGUGUGAACAAGAAUGCGCAGGAUUUAUUUGGUUCCCAGUGGAAGGCGCUGCACGAGUCGAGCACGACACAAGAGACAUACAGCGUGGUUUCGGGUGUGGACUUCGAUACGUUCAGGGGAACCGUGACACAAGCUAUGCGCAUGGUUUAUGAGCGUGACUCUCGACGAGGAUUCCUGCCUCGCGACCACUGGCUCAUGACCUCUAGAUUUGAUAUGGAGGGGUUCAAGUCUGCUGUUGUGGCCGAGGACCAGAGGCAGCGGGAAAUCCAAGAUGCCGAAAGUGAAGACGAAGACGUCAAUUUUGAGCAGGACAGCGACAGCGACGAACAGGACUCGUACAUAACUCCGGCUUAUACGACCCAAGCCGCGCGCAACGCACGGCUGGAGAGGAUGAGGGCAGCUCACAAACAAGAACAGCGGAAGUUACAGGUUGCGACUGUCGCGCCGAAGCUUGAAAUCCUGCGCAACAUGCCUUUUGUCAUACCUUUCGACACGCGAGUCAAGAUCUUCCGCGAGUUUGUGUUCCUCGACAAGAUCAGGCGGAGAGAUGGCCACGUCGAAGCAGACCAGUGGCGCAUGAGUCUGAUGCACACCAUGCCGUCGCCAAAUAGAGCUCAGGAGGUUCUCGGGCGCCACACGGCCAAGGUCCGCCGGGGACGGGUGUUCGAGGAUGCAUACGAGCAGUUCUACGAGCUGCAGGACGGCCUCAAGGAGCCGAUCCAGAUCACGUUUGUUGACCAGUUCGACAUGGCCGAAGCGGGCAUCGACGGCGGGGGCGUUACCAAGGAGUUUCUCAUGAGCGCCACCACAGAAGCCUUCUCGGACGAGCAGGGCUUGUUUGUCGCCAACAGCCAGAACUCUCUCUACCCCAACCCGUGUGCCAUCGAUCAACGGCAAACUAAGCUUCGCGAGACAGGAUUAACCCCCGAUUCGCCGGAAUGGAGGGAGGCUAUGACGAAUCUUCUGGAGCAAUACGAAUUCCUCGGGCGCAUAAUCGGCAAGUGCCUGUACGAGGGAAUCCUAAUUGACGUCGUCUUUGCCGGCUUCUUCCUGCUCAAAUGGGCAGCAUCGGCGUCCGACGCAGGGUACCGCGCGAACAUCAACGACCUGAGAGAGCUCGACCAGGACCUCUAUGCGAACAUGAUGAAACUCAAGAACUACCCCGGCGACGUGUCGGAGCUCGGGCUGGACUUCACCAUCGACGACCAGAUCUCCAUGCCGGACGAGCCGGUCCGCAUUGCGACCCGCAAGCUCGCGCCCGACGGUGACAAGAUGACCGUCACCAAUGAGAACAAACUCCUAUAUAUCAACUACGUGGCACGGCACCGGCUGGUCGCGCAGCCCUCGCGGGUGACACGGGCGUUCCUCCAGGGCCUGGGCGCCAUCAUCGAGCCGGCGUGGCUGAGCAUGUUCAACCAGUCGGAGCUGCAGCGGCUCGUGGGCGGCGACUCGACCGAGAUCGACCUCGAGGACCUGCGGCGCCACACCAUCUACUCGGGGCUGUACCAGAUCGGCGACGACGGCGAGGAGCACCCCGUCAUCAAGAUGUUCUGGGACCUGCUGCACAGGCUGCCCGACCGCAACCGGCGCGCCGUGCUCAAGUACGUCACGUCGACGCCGCGCGCGCCGCUGCUCGGCUUCGGCCAGCUCAAGCCCGCGUUCAGCAUCCGCGACGGCGGGUCGGACCCCACGCGGCUGCCGAGCGCCAGCACCUGUGUCAACCUGUUGAAGCUCCCCAUGUACCGCACGGAGAAGGAGAUGGAGGAGAAGCUGCUGUACGCGGUGCUGUCUGGUGCUGGGUUCGAUCUGAGCUAG